AUGGACUGUAAAGGAGAUAUGGCAACUUUAAAAUAUAUAGAAGACAUAUUAGACCGAGAAAAGCCAAAUCUCGUUGUGUUUUCUGGAGACAAUAUUAAUGGAGAUGGUGUGAGUGAUGCAAGGGCAGCUACAUUUAAAUUUGCUGAGCCUGUUAUACAACGUAAAAUUCCUUGGGCAGUUAUAUUUGGUACUAAUGAUGACAAAAAUGAUUUAUCUAGAGAAGAAUUGAUUGAAGUCAUGAGACGAAUGCCCUAUUCUUUAACUGAAUAUGGACCAUUUGAUAUUCCUGGCGUAGGAAAUUAUAUUGUAAAAGUGUAUUCAAACAAUACAAAAACAGCUGCUCAUGACUUUACAAUUUAUUUUUUGGACUCACAUGCAUAUUCAGACGAUGGAAAUGAAGAUGAAUAUGAUUAUAUUAAACCAGAUCAACUUAAUUGGGUUGUUCAAUCUGCUUCUACUUUUAAAAAUCUAUCAUCAAAGCCUAACGCUAUGGCGUUUUUUCAUAUUCCUAUUUGGGAAUAUCAUGAAGAAGACAUUGACGUUAAUAAUAAAAGGAUAGCAAAAUUAGGUGAUGCUCGCGAAAAAGUAUCUAGUCCUAAAAAAAACAAAAUCUCUGCAUUACAAGCAUUUAAAACAGGUGAUAUUAAAGUAACGUCUUGCGGUCAUAAUCAUGUGAAUGACUAUUGUUUAGAAAGAGAAAAUAUACAAUUAUGUUAUGGCGGAGGGGCAGGUGUAGGUGGAUAUGGUGCUGAACAUUUAGGAUGGCCAAGACGAGCACGCGUAUUUAAAAUUAGGAAUUAUGGAAAUAUUAUAGAAACCUGGAAGCGACAAUUUACUAAUAAUCUACCUCUAUUUCAUUUUCAAACUUUGUAUACUUCUUCAGAAGAUUAAAAAUGUUAUAAUUUUAUAUAUAAAAA
Messenger RNA from Cokeromyces recurvatus, 917 nucleotides. Its product is annotated as Metallo-dependent phosphatase-like protein. The transcript has 7 exons. The record is from RefSeq and is a predicted model, not a curated record. NCBI's taxonomy places the organism in Eukaryota, Fungi, Mucoromycota, Mucoromycetes, Mucorales, Mucoraceae. Gene Ontology annotation, molecular function: phosphoprotein phosphatase activity. The coding region runs from base 1 to 891 and encodes 296 amino acids. Gene Ontology annotation, cellular component: cytoplasm.